GCCAUAUGGUUGCACGUCCUUUCACGUCCUCCUGCUCACGCCAAAAAAAGAAGAAAAUACAAGUACUGUACAAAGAAAGGCGCCUGUCUCGCAACUCCACGUUAAACAGUACCGUGUCCCUUUAAAAACGUCUGACAAAAAGCCCAUAUGAUCCCCGAGCUCCAAUCACCAGUUCCUUCUGCAAAAGCAGCCUCUGCAUUUUUGUCUGUCUGAAUGCUACAGCAGCACGGGGGAAAAAAGAUUGAGGAUAAGGCAAAAACUGAAGAAAUGUGACAAUUCAACGGUCAUUUUCAUGGCGAAGGGAAAACUGGUGCGAAAGGAGUUAUUCUUGGACUCCUUCGAGCCUCGAAACGCUGGAUCAAAAUGCUCAUAGUGGAGAAGACCACAGACUUCCCCUCUGCUGAGUUCUCCCUGGUGGAGGAUGUGGCUCUGCACUUCACCUGUUUGAUGGACAGGCUGAACGAGCAGCGCCUCUUCCAGCCUGACCUGUGUGACGUCGACAUCGUUCUGGUGCGUCAGCACAGCACCUUCCCGGCCCACAAGGGCGUGCUGGCGGCCUACAGCCCUUUCUUCCACUCCCUUUUUGCACAAAGCAAACAGCUGCGGCGGGUGGACCUGUCACUGGACGCCCUGACUUCACAGGGCCUGCAGCAAAUCCUCAACUUCAUUUACACCUCCAAACUGCUGGUGAGCAGCCGCACUGUCCGCGACGUGCUCAACGCGGCUGCCCUGCUCCAGAUGAGUGACAUCGCAGCCUCCUGUCGCGACCUCAUCAGCAGCCACUCGCUGAGAAGCACCUGCGCAGAUAUGGCCAAUCAGGAAGGGCUCGGUGGCAGUGACCCAGCAACUGUAGCGAUGCCCUCCAGCCAGCUGUACCCGGAGAUCAAACAGGAGUCAGAGCUCGGGAGGGUGUACAAGAGGGAAGGCAGCAGCCCGUUCUCUGUUAGAGUGGAGGACGCAGGCAAGACGGUCUCCCAGCAGAAGUAUUACCAGAAGGAGGACGGGUCAGGGGGCGGGGCUAGCACGGGUGUGGCCCCUUUGUGCAAAGUCGAGAGCAAUGGAGAGGAGUCAAAGACCGCAGAUGGCCACGCCUCCUUCAACAGAGACCAGAUCAUUGUUGAAGUCAACCUCAACAACCAGACCCUUAAUGUGUCAAAGGGGUCGGAGAGCAAAUCAGCAAGCAUCACAGAGGCGGCCACCAUGUUUGGUUGUUGCCACGAUAACGGGAUAGAUUCAGAAGACGAUGAGGAGGACGGGGCGGAGAAUGACGACACAGUGGGAGAAGAGGAUGACGAUGAGCUGAAGAGGGGGGACCUACUGGAGCAGAGCAGCGAGGAGGAAGAGGAGGAGGAAGAUGAGGAAGAGGAGGAGAACUCCCUAAGCAUUCCAGGCUUUGAGCAAGCGGCCAUGACGGAUCGACCUCGCCGGGGCACCAGAGCAUUUGCCAUGGCGGGUACAACCGCCUCCAUGCGGCAGACACUGGCAGAGGCCACGCUAGCCAACCAGCGGCAGGGCGGGAAGAGGGCGCUGGAUGCAGAGGGCCUGGGCCAGAAAGUGAGACUGGAGGAGAAGCAACAUUUCCCGUGUAAGAAAUGCCCUCGCGUCUUCAACAAUCGCUGGUACCUGGAAAAACACAUGAACGUCACUCACAACCGCAUGCAGAUCUGCAAUAACUGUGGGAAACGCUUCCUGCUGGAGAGCGAGCUGCUGCUGCACCAACAGACCGACUGUGAGAAGAGCAUCCAGUGUGUAACAUGUGGCAAGGCCUUCAAAAAGCUGUGGUCGUUACACGAGCAUAACAAGAUCGUCCAUGGCUACGCCGAGAAGAAGUUCUCCUGCGAGAUCUGUGAGAAGAAGUUUUACACCAUGGCUCAUGUCAGGAAGCACAUGGUCGCCCAUACGAAGGACAUGCCGUUCACCUGUGAGACAUGCGGGAAGUCAUUCAAGCGCAGCAUGUCCCUGAAGGUUCACUCUCUGCAGCACUCAGGAGAGAAACCCUUCAAGUGUGAGAACUGCAGUGAGCGCUUCCAGUACAAAUACCAGCUGCGUUCCCACAUGAGCAUCCACAUCGGACACAAGCAGUUCAUGUGCCAGUGGUGCGGAAAGGACUUCAACAUGAAACAGUACUUCGAUGAGCACAUGAAGACACACACUGGAGAGAAGCCUUACAUCUGUGAGAUCUGUGGUAAGAGCUUCACGAGCCGGCCCAACAUGAAGCGCCACCGCCGCACCCACACCGGGGAGAAACCCUACCCCUGUGAGGUGUGCGGCCAGCGCUUCCGCUUCUCCAACAUGCUCAAGGCCCACAGGGAGAAAUGCUUCCGCGUCAGCAACCCCAUGGUUACUGACAGCAACGACCCCCUCGGCCUCCAUCGGCCUGUGGCCUCGCCCGCCGUGGACUCUUCCGGUCAGGUGCAGCUGAGGACGGCACUCCCCGCCACUUCUGCGACCACACCCGCUGCUGCCUCUAGCCCACACCCCCUCCAUGGCACCCAGCUGUCUCUCCCCCUGCUGCACUCCAUCGGAGGGCUGCCUCCCAGCCCUCAUUUACCCCCUCCGCCUCCCCUGUUCCCUGCCGGUAGGAUGAACUCCAACAACUAACAAAUCUCUGUAGCAUUGAAAGCACUUUUGUUACUUUUGUUUUUCUUAGAGCUUUUAAAGAGGACUCCUGCAGCAGGAGAGUGAUGCGCCUCAGUGACAUUUACACCGCGGAGAAACACUGACUGAAGGCUACAUGGAGGCCUCAUAAAAACACACACACAUACACCUACCACAAUAAGAAAUAGUUAUUUUUUACUCUGUUAAAUACAAUAUAUAACCUCAGAGUCCAGUAGGACGUGUCGUCACCGCUCUUUUCCUCGUGAAUUUUACAACUCUGUUCUGGUUUCAUUUGGAAUCCCACUACCACACACAUCUCCCCAGAGCUUUGCACAAUGCAUUGAUUGUAGCAUCUUUUACAAAGUAGGAGGAAGAGUUUCCUAAAUCCUCACUCAUACGGGGGUCAUCAGUCAAGCAAGAACCACACUAUGAUGAGAAAAGAUGUUUUAUUUUUGAUCGUUCUCUGCCAAGAUGUAGCGAGUGGUUCUGGUCUGACCCAGCAAUAACCAAAUGCUGAUUUGUCUCUGAGCAUAUACAUGUAUAUGGCAUUGCCAAUAACCAAAUCCUGUUAGCUCACCUGCUAUAGUUAGAUAAUGUUAUACAGCAUUUAUAAUCAAUCCUGCACCUUACAUUUAACUCUAGUGAUAUUUAAGAUGUACUCCUAAUUGUCUCCAUUUUUAUAAUUGUGAUAGUGUGUAAUCCGUGGCACGUUAAGUCAAUUUGUAAGGAUGCGUGAGAAGUUGUGAUGCGUGGAGAGUCAACCAUGCAAUGCAGUAUGUGGUGUUUGUGACGGUGUGUGUGUGUGAGAUGUGAGGCUGAGUCAUGAGAUGAGGAUCUUCAAAUCUACGUUCAGCUUACCCCCCCCCCGAGUCAGGAGGUGAAGUAAUUUGUUGACGCUUAUCUUUUGCUUACAUUAAGCAAGCGUGCUCCUCUCCUAUAGAUCUGGCUUUGAGACGAUAUCACACUUUUCUGUGACUUGUUAGUAAAAACCUAAUGUACUCUGACCUACAGUAUAUUUGUAGGUUUAAAAUAUAAUGUUAAUGUUAACUUACAUUUCCCAACUAAACCCGAUCUGUGUUAUUAGUUUGCAGAAUACCAAGAGUGUAGGGAUAAUAAUAUUCACAAAAAACCUGCGUACGUAGCUCAUUAAGUGUGCACAUUUCACCAUGAUGUAUAUUGUGAAGUGAUCAACAUUAUAUUACAAUGCCUAAAUCUCUUAAAGAGCACUGACGGGGAGUACUUUUGGCACAACAAAGUGCAUCACUAAAAGGGCUGCUUACGAUUACAUCACUAUUAUAAACUAGUCAAUUUCUUCUAACAGUGAUCUGUAGAAGCUGAUCGAAGUGAGGGACAUGCAGUAUGUAAUACCCCUCAAACAUUUGUGGCUCUAUGUGUACUUUUGACAAUUGUUUGUCAUUAAUCUACUGGCGUAGAACUGAAAGAAUAGAAAAUAAUCCUUGUCAGUAAAAAGUUCUUCUCUUAAAGGCUUGACAUUUUGGAAAAAUACACGUAUUUGCUUUCUUGCCAAGAGUUAGAUGAGAAGAUGGAUACCACUCUCGUGUCUUUACGUUAGAUACAGCCAGCAGCUGCUUAGCUUAGCUUAGCUAAGCACAAAGACCUGAAACGGAAAGAAACAGCUAGCUUGACUCCGUCUGAAGAAAAAAAAAAAUUCACCUACCACCACCUAAAGCUCAGUAAUUUGUUUGUUUUAUCUGGACAAAUACCGAAAUAGGACAAUUUGCAGCUCACAGGGUUUUAAAACACUGUUUUUUAAGCUACUGUCAGGCUCUGCUUCCGGUGAAGUCACAAAUUGUUGUUUUUUACACUUCGUUUUUCGUACAGUUUAAACAGACAAGAAUUAACAUGUAAAUUAGUGAGCUUAAAAGGUGCUGAUAGGUGGAUUUUGUUUCCUUUGGACAGAGCAAGGCUAGCUAUCCCCCUGUUUCCAGUGUUUAUGCUAAGCUAACUGGCUGCUGGCUGUAGCUUCAUAUUUAGCAUACAGAUAUGAGAGUGGUAUCUUUGCAACUCUGCAAGAAAGCAAACAAGCAUAGGCUACUUCCCAAAAAAAAUAUUCUUUUAAAUCUGGCAUUCUAAUCGAUGAAUUACCCAAAAAGAGUAUCUGUGCACUAUUGAUGCACUCCCGCUCACUUUAUCUAUACAUAGCCUAUUUGUAGUGUAGCGUUAACCUGUAAAUAUUGUUAAGAUGUGUUUCUUCCUUGUGAUUAAUUCCUCAUGUUUACAUUUGGAGAGUCAUUUGAAUGUGCCCCCACGUGCGUCUUGGCUGGUACUACAGAAAGUUGGAAUUUGUUGAUAAGCUUUUGUAAAUGUAAUAAGCUUUUCAUCGUUUUAUUUAAAAGACUAAUUGAAGCACCUUAGUGUAGUGUUAUGUCUUAGUUCACCCCAGUUACGUGUAUUUCUUAAACUGCCAUGGUUAAAUGGUUAGGGCCACCACAGAUGUUAUUUGAAAAUGGUACUUUUUCUUUUGUUUCCUGUGUAUAACACGUUUUGUACUUUGAUUUGCUGCUUUUGUACAGGGUCCAGUUUGAGACUGCCCUUUAAAUGAAAAGUCUAGAGCUGUUAAAUUGUUGAAUAUAUUCUGGCUGUGAUAAAUCCAAUUUAGCCUUACUGGACAGAGAGCUCCAGGGUCACAAAUGAGCUACACUUUUUGAGCAGUUUGAUGAGGUAACUGAACAUGUUAUACCCAUCUAAGGAUUGAUCUAGUCAUUGGUAGAUGGGGCUUCUAAAUGUUGACACAGAGAGGACUAAAGGCAAUGUCACAUAAACAUAGACUGUUGCUCUCUUGUGGUAUCUUAGUAAACUGCACUCUGUUAGCUACACUAAAGAAAGAGAAAGGCCUCCCUUAAGAGUACAUUAUCAUUUAUAGUGUGUCUCUAGUUAUCACUGCAGAAGCUCAUAGUACUUUGGGAGCAUAAGAAGCCAAGUAUUUUCCCACUUCACAGUUUUGAGAAGCACUAGCCCAAGAGACGAUACUGAGAUACUGUGGUUAUAGUGUGUGUAUUCGCCUUAUACUCAGAGGGAUUUGAAUGUUUUUGUGUUAUGGAUGAUGAUAGUAGCUGAUGCAAAACGAGGAGGGAUAGUAGUUAAUACUACUGAUUAAUGCACUUUGAAUUUGCUUGCCACACUAUCCCAUAACAGGGAUACUGCAGAUACAAGGUGAACAACAGAUAGCAGAGGUGUGUACUGAAAAAAUGAUUUCCACACAGCCGGCUAAAUCCGAAGGCAUACAUUUUAUGUUUAAAUGUAACGUGUGGAUAUUAAUGCUCAUAAAUGAUUAACGAAAUCUAUAAAUUACAGUCAAUUUCUUUGUGUUAUUUGUUCAAAUUUGGAUCAGAGUUUGUUAUUAGGAAGUUGCAGAAGUGGCAGUACGUGGCCUGAGGAGUCAUUUAUGUGUCACCCAGCACCUUUCCUGGUUUUUCUGUUUCAGUCUGCCUGUUUGACGCUGUGCUGCUCUUUAACAAGUAUUUAUGACUCCUCCCUGAGGGGGCAGACAGUACAGCUACGGCUGUUUCUGAUUGGCUUGUUCUGCGAUCACUACCAUAAUUAAGAGAAAUUAGUUUUAGUUCUUACCAGUUUGCUCCUAUUGAAGGGACUUUAACAUGUGACUGUUAUAUUUCAUGAGAAAAUAUAAAGGAAGUUGUCAGUUGCCAAAUUGAGUAAUGAGAAAGAUAUCAAUUAUUGUGAGCACUUUAUACUCCAGUUCAGCUAGUAUGGUUUGAAGGCUGAUAUAGAAACAGUUAUAUGAAUCGAAAUGUGUGUUUUUU
This is a messenger RNA of Sander lucioperca (pikeperch), 6380 nucleotides long. RefSeq names its product zinc finger and BTB domain containing 47b (gene zbtb47b). The record is from RefSeq and is a predicted model, not a curated record. The transcript is spliced from 6 exons. Gene Ontology annotation, cellular component: nucleus. Gene Ontology annotation, biological process: regulation of transcription by RNA polymerase II. NCBI's taxonomy places the organism in Eukaryota, Metazoa, Chordata, Actinopteri, Perciformes, Percidae. Bases 364 to 2601 code for a protein of 745 amino acids. Gene Ontology annotation, molecular function: protein binding; DNA-binding transcription factor activity, RNA polymerase II-specific; RNA polymerase II cis-regulatory region sequence-specific DNA binding.